CCUCAACCCUCGGUCCGGAACAACAAGUCGAAAGCAGGCGGUUUGGACGGGGAUCCCAACUGUUGUCUGGUUUCUGGAACGUCGUCCGGCCCGUUUUUGACAGUGAUUGUGUGGAAAAUGUAGACAUUAACCCUUGCUGAUUUUUGCACCGUCGUCUGACAUGAUUUAUACCUGUGCUAACAUUAUAGCACUGCAGGCUGUUUACUUUAGCUGAGCUGCUGCUACCGUGUUUUCACUUCCCUCUGCUCAACGUUCGAAGAUGUUCCUUGUGGGACUGACGGGGGGUAUCGCCUCUGGGAAGAGCACCGUGUCUUCCAUGCUGCGGGAGCUCGGUUGCCCGAUUAUCGAUGCUGACGUUGUGGCCAGGAAAGUUGUGGAGCCGCACACUCAUGUCUAUUACCGCAUCAUCCACCACUUCGGACAAGAGGUUUUGCUGGAGAAUGGAGAGAUUGACAGGCAGAUGCUUGGGCAGUUGAUUUUUGCCAAUGAGGAAAAGAGGAAGCUGCUGAACUCGAUCACUCAUCCAGAGAUCCAGAAGACCAUGCUGAAAGAGAUCCUGCUAUACUUCCUCAGAGGAUACCGGUACGUUAUUCUGGAUGUUCCACUGCUGUUUGAAACCAGACGCCUCACUCAGUUUCUCAACCACACUGUUGUUGUUUACUGUGAUCCUGCCACUCAGCUGUCCCGCCUGAUGCAGAGGGAUGGGCUGACGCAGCAGCAGGCCGAGCAGCGCGUGGCCGCCCAGAUGCCCCUCAAAGAAAAGCGUGGCCUGGCCAACCAUGUCAUCGAGAACUCUGGAAGCCGAGAAGACACCCAGCGUCAGGUCUUGCGGUUGCACACCAAACUGGAGGACUCUAUGGACUUCCUCCUCGUGAGGGUCAUUGCUGUGGCUGCCACUGCAGGUCUGGGGGGAAUCCUCCUCUAUGCCACCAAGAUGCUGUUGUCCUAACCAAGAGAAGAGCAUGGUGCUCAAUGAUCAGGUGAAAGGCAACUUGGGGUAACAGUCCGGUUUGUUAUGUAACUGAUGAUGUGUUUUUAGUCUCGACUCCAUGUGCACUGACUAAAGUGAGGUGUAAGGUUGUUUCGCACAAUUUUAUAAUGUGAAACUAAAACUUGUUCUGUUCUCACAGCAACAUUCUUAGAAGAAAACCAACAAGUCAUCAGUGAAGAAUAUGUUUCAUUAUAUGUUUAUUUAUUGAUUUUGAGGGUGUCACUCCAUAAUCCCACUUUAGAGUUACUUUUAUUUUCCACCUAAUGACACUUUAUUUAUAAUGUUGAUGAACAGCGCAGCAACUUCUUCCCUUCAUCUCUUGAAUUCAACAGAGAUGAGCCGAGGAUCUUUUAAGGAGACUGCUAAUAGCUGAUUGACUUUGACUGGGACUAACUGUGGGAUAGCAUGGAUGAACUAAUUUUCUAUCUGCUUCUGUGUUUUCUAACACUUGUAAAUACUGAAUCUUUAAAGGGCAUUGGACUCACACCGACACGAUGUUUGUGAGAUGAGCUGCUAGCUGUAAAUCCAGACGGUCAAACGCUAUUGUUUUGAAAUAAAAACUGU
Messenger RNA from Synchiropus splendidus (mandarinfish), 1555 nucleotides. RefSeq names its product dephospho-CoA kinase domain containing (gene dcakd). Gene Ontology annotation, molecular function: dephospho-CoA kinase activity; ATP binding. NCBI's taxonomy places the organism in Eukaryota, Metazoa, Chordata, Actinopteri, Syngnathiformes, Callionymidae. Gene Ontology annotation, biological process: coenzyme A biosynthetic process. Bases 260 to 949 code for a protein of 229 amino acids. The transcript has 5 exons. The record is from RefSeq and is a predicted model, not a curated record.